Molecule: messenger RNA, 1431 nt
Organism: Trichoderma citrinoviride
Lineage: Eukaryota; Fungi; Ascomycota; Sordariomycetes; Hypocreales; Hypocreaceae
Product: cytochrome P450
Exons: 2
Coding region: 49-1431 (460 amino acids)
Molecular function (GO): monooxygenase activity; iron ion binding; heme binding
Source: RefSeq, a predicted model, not a curated record
CUCCAGUUCCGCAAACACCACCCCGAAGACGUCCACUUCGGCAUCAUCAUGAAAUGGCUCGUCGACAACUGUCCCAGCUGGAUCCCAGACCUCCAACGUCCGCCUCCAGUCCUCUACCUCGACAUCUGGCCCGUGUUCCCAGACAUCAUGAUGAUGGUCUUUGACGGCCGUCUCUCGGCACAGUUUACGCAGACGAGGAGCUUGCCCAAGCAUCGCAUCACGCGCACCUUUUUGGAGCCCCUGACGGACAAUCUCGACAUGACUUCUGCUGACGGCAAGCAGUCCAAGGUGUGGCGGUCGCGCUUCAAUCCGAGCUUCAGCCCGAGGAACAUCACGAUGCUCAUCCCGGAGCUUAUUGACGAGAUUGUCGUUUUCAAAGAGUUGCUGGCGGGAAUGGCUGGGCCGAAUGGGCAAUGGGGAGAUGUCUUUCAGCUGGAGGAACGCACGACAAAUCUCACCUUUGACGUGAUUCUCCGAGCAACCAUCAAAGUCCUCGGCCUCAACCACAUCCUCGGCAUAAAGCGCUGGCCCUGGGACUCCAUCACGCGAGCGCGCAACAACGCAGCCCUCCGCAGCGCCCUCCUCGGCCACGUCGAGAACGCCAUCAAGUCUUCCCCCCGUCCCGCAGGGGCAAACACCGAGACCAACAACAAGAAGACGAUUUUGAACAUCGCGCUGAGUCGUACACUUGCCGAAACGGGCUGUGCAACGCCUGACAAGGAGGAGAUUGAGGCCGUUUUGGCCAACUUGAAGCUGUUUCUGUUUGCGGGUCAUGAUACCACGUCUUCGACGAUUUGUUGGAUGUUCAAGCUGCUGCAGGAUAAUCCAGAGUGUCUAACCAAGCUUCGUGCAGAGCUUGACGAUGUUCUGGGGCAAGAUCCCAGCCAAGCUACCAAUCUGCUACGAGAUUCGCCACAACUGCUAAACAGUCUGGCAUACACCACCGGCGUCGUCAAAGAAACGCUGCGCUUCUACCCGCUCGCGUCCACCGUGCGCCAAGGCGAAAAGGACUUCUCCCUCACCCUUCCUGGCUGUGGUGUACGGUAUCCAACGGAGGGCACCGCCAUCCACGAUGUCCCCUCCGUCAUCCAGCUCGACGAAGCCGUCUGGCCGCGCGCAAAUGAGUUUCUCCCCGAGCGCUGGAUGGCACCGCAGGGGGAUCCUCUGCAUCCCGAUAAGGACGCCUGGAGGCCCUUUUCCAUGGGUCCGAGGAAUUGCAUCGGGCAGGAACUCGCCAUGGUGGAGAUUAAGCUUGUGGCGGCGUUGGUGUGCAGGGACUUUGAUGUUCGGGAGGCGUGGGCUGAGUGGGAUGCGAAGCGUGGAGGGGUGGUGAAGAAGGAGAUGGUUGGGGGGGAGAGGCUUUAUGGGUGCGGACAGACUGUUCAGCAUCCAAAGGAUGGGAUGCCGGUGUGUGUUAGGCGGCUUGGAUAG